This is a messenger RNA of Lactuca saligna, 354 nucleotides long. NCBI's taxonomy places the organism in Eukaryota, Viridiplantae, Streptophyta, Magnoliopsida, Asterales, Asteraceae. The record is from the annotation of a GenBank genome assembly.
AUGACUCAACUUCGUUUUCUAGGUCGGCGGUCCAUCGUCCUCCACACCCUCCCAUUAACGCACAUCUGUUCUCCACUCGAAGUCAAACAGGUGAAUGGUUUGUGGAAAACGAAAACCCAGAACAUGACAAGCUUAUGCAAAGUAGCAAAGGAGUUGAAAGAUAAGUUUGCAUCUUUCCAGAUUUGUCAUGUUGAAAGGGAGUUCAACACUGAAGCUGAUCGAUGCUCAAGCGAACCUGGGAGUACAUCUCCAGGAUAUGUGGCAUUGGAGGACUUUGAGAAUGGAAUAAAAUGUUACCAAAACGCCCUUCAAGUUGACGGAAGACAUUAUAACGCAUGGUAUGGCCUUGCGUAA